This is a messenger RNA of Saccharomyces cerevisiae S288C, 297 nucleotides long. RefSeq names its product Cox19p (gene COX19). Gene Ontology annotation, biological process: protein folding. Bases 1 to 297 code for a protein of 98 amino acids. Gene Ontology annotation, cellular component: cytosol; mitochondrial intermembrane space. The record is from RefSeq and is marked reviewed. The transcript has a single exon. NCBI's taxonomy places the organism in Eukaryota, Fungi, Ascomycota, Saccharomycetes, Saccharomycetales, Saccharomycetaceae.
AUGUCAGGGAACCCAGGAAGCUCGCUGAGCGCAUUGAGACCUACUCCACCCGAGAGAGGUUCGUUCCCGCUAGACCACGACGGCGAAUGCACCAAGUACAUGCAAGAGUAUCUCAAAUGUAUGCAGCUUGUGCAGAACGAAAAUGCAAUGAAUUGUAGACUACUGGCAAAGGACUACCUGCGGUGCAGGAUGGACCACCAAUUGAUGGACUACGAUGAAUGGUCACAUUUAGGUCUUCCUGAGGAUGCUCCAGGCAACAACGGUAAAACCAUAAAAGACGCCACCGAUAAUAAAUAG